Molecule: messenger RNA, 288 nt
Organism: Parnassius apollo (apollo)
Lineage: Eukaryota; Metazoa; Arthropoda; Insecta; Lepidoptera; Papilionidae
Source: the annotation of a GenBank genome assembly
AUGGAAGAGAUUGAACAGGAGUCUGAUCCUCCGGAUGAUGCCGGAAAAUCUGGAUCUUCACCCGACUUUUUACUUGAUUUUAGUUCCACCGAUACAUUUCAUCAGACUGAUACUGUUAAUCCUAUGAAACUUAAAGCUUAUAAUAUAUGGUCCUUACAUUUAGAACCUAAGAAGAAAGCAUCUUCUCUUCCCUCAGAAGCCACACAGAAUAUAUUUGUUCAUCCUUUAUCUGAAGAAAAGAAACUCUACAAUAGUAUGACGGUGCACCUUUUAUUGUACACAUUAUGA